Messenger RNA from Triticum dicoccoides, 2136 nucleotides. RefSeq names its product receptor-like cytoplasmic kinase 176. The record is from RefSeq and is a predicted model, not a curated record. Gene Ontology annotation, molecular function: ATP binding; protein kinase activity. Lineage: Eukaryota; Viridiplantae; Streptophyta; Magnoliopsida; Poales; Poaceae. The transcript has 5 exons. Bases 506 to 1810 code for a protein of 434 amino acids. Gene Ontology annotation, biological process: protein phosphorylation.
GCCUUUUCGGCCCCAUCAAUGGCUCCCUCCACCUCCUUCUAGAAGCCUCCUGCCCCACCACCCGUGCUAGCGGUAGUGUAUCGGGUUCCCCUUCCUUCCUUCCUCCCUCCCUCCCUCUCCCUGCCCGCACUGUCCCAUCGCCCGCCCGCCCGCUCGCUUUCUGCCUUUCCCCCGCUCGCUGGGUGGCGGUGGUGGUGGAGGAACUUGGCGCACGGGGAAAAGGAGGGGCGGAGGGGGACGCACGCAAAGGCAGAUAUACUUUCCACCGCCAGACUCCUCCUGGCUGGAGGAGUUCCGAUUCCCCCCCUCUCUUUCUCUCUCUUCUUUCUCUCUCUCUUUCUUGCUCUGGAAGCAGGGGAGGAAAUGGGUUCUGAUUUGGGCGCGCCGUGGUUCGGUCCGGCUGAUUUGGGAGGUCUGCUCGCUUGAUUCGGGUUCGCUGAUUGACGGGCCGGUUCAUCUCCGGCGGCUCCAUUCGAGGGCCGGUCCGGCGAGCGAGCCAGUCGCCAUGGGGAACUGCUGGGGCGCCAAGAUCAGCUCCGACAGCUCCUCCUCCUCCCCUUCAGGGACAAAUUCCAAGUAUGCUAGUAGGAAUGGGGCGGCCUUGAGCAGCUCCAGCAGCUAUGCCUCCGCGGCGUCAGUGCCACGGAGCGAGGGUGAGAUUCUGGAGUCAGCGAAUGUCAAGGCCUUCUCUUUCAAUGAGCUGAGGACCGCCACGAGAAACUUCCGGCCGGACAGUGUGCUAGGCGAGGGAGGGUUCGGGUCAGUCUUCAAGGGGUGGAUCGAUGAGAAGACCCUCACCCCAACCAAGCCUGGCACCGGGAUGGUCAUUGCUGUGAAGAAGCUUAAUCAGGAAAGCUAUCAGGGCCAUAGGGAAUGGCUGGCUGAAGUGAAUUACCUUGGACAACUAUCGCACCCGAAUCUUGUAAAGCUCGUUGGGUACUGUGUUGAAGACGAACAGCGGCUUCUCGUCUACGAGUUCAUGCCUCGUGGGAGUUUGGAGAAUCAUCUCUUUAGGAGGAGUACACAUUUCCAGCCGCUCUCCUGGAACCUUCGGAUGAAAAUUGCCCAUGGAGCAGCUAAGGGGCUCGCGUUUCUCCACAGUGACAAGGCCAAAGUCAUCUACCGUGAUUUCAAAACCUCAAAUAUCCUCCUAGAUGCAGUAUAUAUAUCCACAGCCUUGAAGGAUCUUUUACUUUGUGUCCAAAAAAUAUCUCUAUCAGUCGGUCUGACAGUCACGCAAUUUCUUCUUCAGAACUACGACGCAAAGCUCUCAGAUUUUGGCCUGGCGAAGGACGGACCGACCGGUGACAAGAGCCAUGUGUCCACAAGGGUGAUGGGGACAUAUGGGUAUGCUGCACCAGAAUACCUUGCAACAGGCCACCUGACCACGAAGAGCGACGUGUACAGCUUCGGCGUGGUCCUCCUGGAGAUGCUGUCGGGGCGGCGCGCGGUGGACAAGAACCGGCCGACCGGCGAGCACAACCUGGUGGAGUGGGCGCGGCCGUACCUGACGAGCAAGCGGCGCAUCUUCCGCGUCCUGGACCCCCGUCUGGGCGGGCAGUACUCCCUGACCAAGGCCCAGAAGGCGGCGUCGCUGGCGCUACAGUGCCUCUCAGUAGACUCGAGGAACAGGCCGAGCAUGGAGCAGGUUGUCGUGGCGCUGGAGCAGCUCCACGACGCCAAGGAGGGAGGGAACAGCCCUCGCCCGCAGCUGCAGAGAAAGCCGAGCAGCAACCGGAGCCUGACCGGCUCGAGACCAUCGUCGACCAAGGGGAACAACAACAGGCCCGCUUCGUCGAGACCGGUUUGACCGGCCGAGUGGGAUCACAUAGCAUAAUCUACUAGAGAGAUGCCUUGAGGUGUAAUGUAUGUAUGGUAUAAUAGGGGUUUUAGAGUUGAUCUGCGAAGAGGCAGCGGAUUUGUGAAUGUUUUGUGCCUGUGUUGUAGGGCUGUACCUUUGCAGAUUCUAGUGUUGGUAUGUACAGCUUGUAUCUAUCCGGUUGUAGCUAGUCUGUAUGUAGUUAUUUUUGUCAAUGCCUGGUUGCUUUGGUUCUGACUCAUGAGGCCCAGAGGCUUUGUUUACAUCAUCUGAUUUAGAUGCAUGCACCCUGUUAAACCAAACCCUUAGAAUAUGAA